Molecule: messenger RNA, 1913 nt
Organism: Cyclopterus lumpus (lumpfish)
Lineage: Eukaryota; Metazoa; Chordata; Actinopteri; Perciformes; Cyclopteridae
Gene: lin28b
Product: lin-28 homolog B (C. elegans)
Exons: 4
Coding region: 224-925 (233 amino acids)
Molecular function (GO): nucleic acid binding; zinc ion binding
Source: RefSeq, a predicted model, not a curated record
GGUGAAAGAGGGAGAUCAGUGCGGAGUUGGUGUAAGUGAGGAAGGGAUCGAAGGAACAGAGACAUGACACCAAUAUCAAAAGGCAGAGAGCACGCUGUACCAUGCGAGCUAAAUUGGUGACCGAUGGGAUCGAGCAUAUCGGAUUAAUGGUGACUACCGCAGCCCGUUUUCGCAGAGGAAGCUUCUCAAUUGCAACUUGGGCGCAGAGGGUCCACGGGGAAACAUGGCCGAAGGAGGUCUGGGUAAAGGUGGCGGAGAAGACCCCGCCAAGUCCACCGAGCAGGAGGACCGGACUCGACCUCAGAUCCUGUCGGGAUCGGGCUUUUGCAAAUGGUUCAACGUCCGGAUGGGCUUUGGAUUUAUCUCAAUGACCAGCAGCGACGGGAGCCCCGUCGAACCAGCUCUGGAUGUUUUCGUCCACCAAAGCAAACUGGUGAUGGAGGGCUUCCGCAGCUUAAAGGAGGGUGAGCAGGUGGACUUCACCUAUAAGAAGUCCUCAAAGGGCCUGGAGUCCCUACGGGUGACCGGACCUGGUGGGGGACCCUGCGCAGGCAGCGAGAGGAGACCCAAAGGGAAGGUCCCAGUCCAGAAACGCAAACCAAAGGGAGACCGCUGUUAUAACUGUGGAGGUCUGGAUCACCAUGCCAAGGAGUGUGGCCUGCCCCCCCAGCCAAAGAAAUGCCACUACUGCCAGAGCAUCACGCACAUGGUGGCUCAGUGUCCCCACAAGGCGCUGGCGCCCGCCACAGGCUCUCAGGACCAACAUGCGUCUACCUCGCCCUUCAGCCCAGGGAGCUGGCCCUUCCUCUGCCCCCCAGAGGAGGAGGAGGGCUCUGGCUCGUCUCCCCUAGAAGGCUCCUCCUCUUCCCCCGAGGAGCCACACACACACCGCGGCCCCCGCACCCAGAGGUGGAGGAAAUCUUGAAUACAGCCCACAGAGGUGAACGUUUCACCGCUAACCCCUUGCCGUCAUGUCUCCCCUCAAUCAAGGAUACCUGAAGCCCCCCCAUCCCCCCCUCAUCUACCUCACAUUUGUGAAAAAGAUGGGAGGUCUUGAUUUCUUUACUUUACUUUUAUUUGUAUUUGUAUUUUUCUAACAGCGCAGCUAUGGCAAUGAUCAACGGGGUACGGACGUGCGUGAAUGUGUGUGACUUACUUGCAGUCAUCUGGUGCAGCUAUGGCAACCACUGCUUUCUUGUUUCAAUCAGUGCAGCUCAAGAGUGAAACAAUGUGGUAUGAAUCUUGUUUUUCAAUUUCUUUUUUUCUUUCUCCUUGGACCUAAGUGUUGGCCAUUUUGAAUGCUUUUUCCUUUUGAGAUGUUCUUGAUUUAAAGCCACACACUUCUAUCAUGUAGGCUUAAUCAUUACGAAAAUGAUGUUGCAUCCCUUUAGCACACACGGUAGCUCAUUUUAAGACGGAUUAGAAGAAGACUUUUAAGAGCUCAAGACCCUCUAAGCGAUAAUCCAGACCCAUAGGAUUGUUAUCUCGGCUUAUGAAGAUCUUUAGGGAAACUUUAUGGAUUCCAGUGGGACAUUUUUAAAAAGACAGUGAGCUGGUAAACACAUCCUCCUUAUCCUUAAACACAUCUCCUACAUGGAAUAGACCGGACCAGCUGAUUGUCACAGGGUGAGCAUGUGUGUUUGUGCAUGCAUGUGCGAGACGUAGAGAGGAAACGAGAAGGUGUGUGUUUGUAUGUGUGAGUUGUGCAUGCUCAGAAAGAAAGCAUAAUGGCCACACUGGCCUCUUCUCCAGUUGUGAGUCAACACUAUUAACGUUUGGCUUUCCUAUUAUUAGACAUAGACCAUCUUAGAUAACACACUGUAUAAUCCCGCUAGAUCAUAGUUUAUAUUCCAGCUAAUGGAUCCAUCAUUAGACUUCCAUUUUGGUUGUUGCCUAAUUGAAUGAAAAUAACA